Oryza brachyantha (malo sina) is the source of this 1345-nucleotide messenger RNA. RefSeq names its product protein ULTRAPETALA 1-like. Gene Ontology annotation, molecular function: DNA binding. Bases 381 to 1085 code for a protein of 234 amino acids. The record is from RefSeq and is a predicted model, not a curated record. The transcript is spliced from 3 exons. NCBI's taxonomy places the organism in Eukaryota, Viridiplantae, Streptophyta, Magnoliopsida, Poales, Poaceae. Gene Ontology annotation, cellular component: cytosol; nucleus.
UCGGAUCAUAUAUCUCCUCCAGGGAAAAGGAGCUGCCUUUGCAUUUAUUCUUUUGGCCCCUUCGGAGAUCGCCUUCGUCAAGAUUUGUUGGGAACCCAAUUCGCUGCGAUUCCCUUGUGGAAAGGCGCCGCUUUGGCUCCUGUUUCCCCACCGCUCCGGCCUCUCCCUAUAUAUCUAUCUGCCUCUCUUGUUCACACACGCCACAUACACCUGCCUGCCUAACUUUGGUUUACUUCGAUCCACCGGUUUUUGCCAUCCCCGUCUCGGCAUUUGAUCGUUGCCUAGUCGCUUGCUGAUUUGAUAAAGGCCAAAUCGCUGUCUGGCCCUUGUUUUUCUCCCUCUGGAGUUGUUGCGGUUGUUUGCUGUUCUUGGUGGGAGACAUGGCUGCCGAGAACGGAGGCGGCGUGCCGCAGUUCAGCGAGGAGGAGCUGCGGGACGUGAGCGGGGUGCGCUGGGGCGAGGACUUCGUGGAGGUGACGUGCGGAUGCACCAGCCACCGCUAUGGCGACGCCGUUGGCCACCUCCGCGUCUACGCUUCUGGCGACCUCGAGGUCAGCUGCGAGUGCACGCCCGGGUGUCGUGAAGACAAGUUGACGCCUUCUGCCUUUGAGAAGCACUCUGGAAGGGAGACUGCAGGAAAGUGGAGGAAUACUGUGUGGGUCAUGGUUCAAGGAGAAAAGGUUCCGUUGUCAAAGACAGCUCUGCUGAAAUACUAUUCACUGUCGCUCAAAUCUGCUAAUGGUUCUCACAAGGGCCGUAAUGGUCGCCCGUCACACCGUGAUGAGUUUAUUCACUGUACUGAAUGUGGCAAGGAGAGGAGAUUUCGGCUUCGGUCCACAGAAGAGUGCCGUAUUUACCAUGAUGCUCUUGCUAAACCUAACUGGACAUGUUCAGAUUUGACGACUGAUAGGGUCACCUGCGGCGAUGAGGAGGAGCGCGCGAGCCGCAAGGUGCUGAGAGGCUGCUCCCGCUCCACGUCCUGCUCCGGCUGCGUGAAGUGCGUCUGCUUCGGGUGCGAGAUCUGCCGCUUCACCGACUGCGGAUGCCAGACCUGCGUCGACUUCUACCAUAACUCCAAGGAGUAGGAGGAUGAAGCACCAGUGCACAACCAUGGCAGUGUACCAUUUCGAACCAUAAUGUUCUUUAAUUAGUUAACCCCCGGGCCAAAUGAUUCCCCAGCUUCACUGGGGGCCUCCUAUCCUAUCCUGAGAUGCUCUUUGACUAGCUUCUUCCCAUGGACAGCUACCAGGGAAAGCCGGCCAAUUUUGCUUCAUAUACAAUUCACCAACAAUUCUAUUCAAAUUCAUCAUUCUAUUACAUUGCCGGGAUCAUAUCUGUGGCUAGC